AUGGGUUGCGGAAUGAGCACAGAGGAGAAGGAGGGCAAGGCCCGGAACGAGGAGAUUGAGAACCAGUUGAAGAGGGAUCGGAUGCAGCAGCGCAACGAGAUCAAAAUGUUGCUUCUGGGUGCUGGUGAAUCCGGAAAGUCAACUAUUUUGAAGCAGAUGAAGCUGAUCCAUGAGGGCGGCUACUCGCGCGACGAGCGCGAGUCCUUCAAGGAGAUCAUCUUCAGCAACACUGUCCAGUCGAUGCGCGUCAUUCUCGAGGCGAUGGAGUCAUUGGAGUUGCCAUUGGCCGAUGCCCGCAUGGAGUACCACGUCCAGACCAUCUUCAUGCAACCAGCUCAGAUUGAGGGAGAUGUCCUCCCCCCAGAGGUUGGCAAUGCCAUUGAGGCUUUGUGGAGAGAUGCCGGUGUCCAGAGCUGCUUCAAGCGCUCAAGAGAGUAUCAGCUCAACGACUCUGCCAGAUACUACUUUGACAACAUCGCUCGUAUCGCCGCCCCCGACUACAUGCCCAACGACCAAGAUGUCCUUCGGUCCCGUGUCAAGACUACUGGUAUCACGGAGACGACUUUCAUUAUUGGUGAGCUCACGUAUAGGAUGUUCGAUGUCGGCGGUCAAAGAUCAGAACGUAAGAAGUGGAUUCACUGCUUCGAGAACGUCACGACCAUCCUGUUCCUCGUCGCUAUCUCCGAGUACGAUCAGCUCCUGUUUGAGGAUGAGACGGUCAACCGCAUGCAAGAAGCUCUCACGCUCUUCGACUCCAUCUGCAACUCCAGGUGGUUCAUCAAGACCUCGAUCAUUCUCUUCCUCAACAAGAUCGACAGGUUUAAGGAGAAGCUCCCUGUCAGCCCAAUGAAGAACUACUUCCCCGACUACGAGGGUGGUGAUGACUACGGCCAGGCUUGCGACUACAUCCUCAACCGUUUCGUGUCCCUGAACCAGCACGAGAGCAAGCAGAUCUACACACAUUUUACUUGCGCCACGGACACAACGCAAAUCCGCUUCGUGAUGGCUGCUGUGAAUGAUAUCAUCAUCCAGGAGAACCUCCGCCUCUGCGGUCUCAUCUGA
Molecule: messenger RNA, 1062 nt
Organism: Podospora anserina S mat+
Lineage: Eukaryota; Fungi; Ascomycota; Sordariomycetes; Sordariales; Podosporaceae
Exons: 4
Coding region: 1-1062 (353 amino acids)
Biological process (GO): G protein-coupled receptor signaling pathway
Cellular component (GO): heterotrimeric G-protein complex
Molecular function (GO): GTP binding; GTPase activity; G protein-coupled receptor binding
Source: RefSeq, a predicted model, not a curated record